Messenger RNA from Phaeoacremonium minimum UCRPA7, 3387 nucleotides. RefSeq names its product putative dna mismatch repair protein msh3 protein. The record is from RefSeq and is a predicted model, not a curated record. Gene Ontology annotation, cellular component: nucleus. The transcript has 2 exons. Bases 1 to 3387 code for a protein of 1128 amino acids. Gene Ontology annotation, molecular function: ATP binding; ATP-dependent DNA damage sensor activity; mismatched DNA binding. Lineage: Eukaryota; Fungi; Ascomycota; Sordariomycetes; Togniniales; Togniniaceae. Gene Ontology annotation, biological process: mismatch repair; mitotic recombination.
AUGGCCGGCUCCUCCAAGCCGCUGGAGAAGCGACAAGCUUCUCUGACGAGUUUCUUCACUCAAAAGACCGUCAAUGGCUUGUCCAGAUCUCUACCAGAUCCCGAGGAGCAGAGCUCCAGUGGUGCUGGUAGCAACGACCGUGGAAGCUCAUCGGCCCGCAAGCGACCUCUUGAAGCAGAUACUGACAACGGCAACACUGGCCCUGACCGGUCGAUAAAGCGUUCAAAAGCCGAUGGUCCGAGUGCAGAACGGAGUACAUUCUUCUCGAAGUCACCCUCGAAAGCGAUCGAGGCAGUAAGGCCUACUGCUAGUGCCAGCGGUAGGACCGAACGGUAUCUACAUGAUGAGUCGCGCCCCAGCGCCAACGUGGUCGACGGAGAUGAGGAUGAAGACGAAGUAAACGUCAGGAAAAGGAAAGAGGAACUCCAUCGGAAGUUCGUUAAGAAGCUCGGUCAUCCCGAUAGUCUUAAGCGUCGAUGGCAGGUCGAGGCAGAGCCAGCUGCGGGCGAAGAAGAGGAAGGAGAUGGUGGUGAGGAUGCUGAAGAAGAAGACUCGCCCCGUCCAGCUAAGACUACUAAAAAGAAGGGAUCAAAGACGGGUAAAUUGACUCCUAUGGAAAUACAAUUCCUCGACAUCAAGAGGAAGCAUAUGGACACCAUCCUCAUCGUGGAAGUGGGCUACAAAUUUCGAUUCUUUGGAGAGGAUGCGCGUAUUGCUGCCAAAGAGCUUAGCAUUGUGUGCAUUCCAGGAAAGUUCCGCUACGAUGAGCAUCCUUCUGAAGCGCAUCUAGACCGCUUUGCAUCUGCCAGUAUUCCCGUUCACCGUCUUCCAGUGCAUGCGAAGCGCCUUGUAGCGGCUGGUCACAAAGUCGGUGUAGUACGACAAAUCGAGACCGCAGCACUGAAGAAAGCGGGAGACAACCGGAACGCCCCGUUCAUUCGAAAGCUCACAAAUGUCUACACGAAAGGCACCUAUGUUGACGAACUUGGCGAGUUAGAUCAAUCCACUGAUAACACUGGUGCUCCUGCUGGCGGGUAUCUUCUUUGCAUAACGGAGUCGCCAACAAAAGGGGUGGGCACGGAUGAGAAGGUUGAUGUCGGCAUCAUCGCGGUGCAGCCGGCAACGGGUGACAUCAUCUACGAUAAUUUUGAGGAUGGCUUCAUGAGGAGAGAAAUCGAGACAAGACUGCUGCAUAUCUCGCCUUGCGAGUUUCUCAUUGUCGGCGACUUGACAAAGGCUUCGGACAAGCUUCUCCAGCAUCUUUCCGGAAGCAGCACAAAUGUCUUCGGCGACAGAAGUCGGGUUGAACGAGUCCCCAAGAGCAAAACCAUGGCUGCAGAAGCGUAUUCGCACGUCACCCAGUUUUACGCUGGGAAGCUGAAAGAUAGUUUGGACGAUCGUGCCGCAGCUCUCCUUGAGAAAGUCCUUCAUCUUCCGGAGCCCGUGACGAUAUGCCUCUCUGCGAUGAUUAAGCACUUGACUGAGUAUGGUCUAGAACACAUAUUCAAUCUCACCAAAUACUUCCAGUCUUUCAGCACAAGAACACACAUGCUGAUCAAUGGCACAACACUGGAAAGCCUUGAGGUCUACCGAAACUCGACGGACCAUACAGAGAAAGGCAGUCUGCUCUGGGCGAUUGACAAGACACAAACUCGCUUUGGUCAGCGCCUUCUGAGAAAAUGGAUCGGGCGGCCACUUCUGGAUCGAGAGCGUCUCGAAGAGCGUGUGUCAGCUGUCGAAGAGCUGUUCGAAAAUCAGUCUACGGCCAAGGUGGACAAGCUCGAAAAGUUGCUCGUGAGCAUCAAAGCUGAUCUAGAACGGAGUUUGAUUCGCAUUUACUACGGCAAGUGUACCCGUCCCGAGCUGCUUGGCGUGCUCCAGACGCUCCAAAAGAUCUCGGUGGAGUAUGCGUCUGUGAAGAGCAAAGCAGAUACAGGAUAUACUUCUCCUCUACUGAGUGAAGCCAUCUGUUCCAUUCCACAAAUUGGCGAGACAGUCGUUUCCUAUCUGGAGAAGAUUAAUCCGGAGGCCGCACGGAAGGACGACAAGUAUGAGUUCUUCAGAGAGCUUGAGGAGACAGACGAUAUCACAAACCACAAACUAGGCAUUGCCGCUGUCGAGCAAGAUCUCGACGCCCACAGAGCUGUAGCAGCCUCCAAGCUGGGUAAGAAGUCACCAGUCUCCUACGCCACAGUUGCUGGAAUAGAGUUUCUCAUCGAAGUCCCAAACACCGACCUCAAGAAAGUGCCAGCCUCAUGGAUGAAAAUCAGUGGCACAAAGAAGUUGUCCAGGUUCCACACACCAGAAGUGGUCCGACUCAUCAAUGAGCGUGAUCAACACAAGGAAGCUCUCGCCGCUGCGUGUGAUACCGCCUUCAAAGAUCUUCUGAACUCCAUCGCAGCCGACUAUCAGCCUCUGCGUGAUGCCGUCGCCGCUCUCGCAACACUUGAUUGCCUCGUAUCUCUUUCGAAAGUUGCCGCCCUGCCCGGCUACAGUAAACCAACAAUUCUCCCGGAUACCGCGCCCCCCACCGUGUCCGUCACAGGCGGGCGACAUCCCAUCGCCGAACACACACUCCCAAACGGCUACAUCCCCUUCACCAGCACCCUCUCGUCCCCCUCUCCACUCGCCUACCUCAUCACGGGGCCCAACAUGGGCGGCAAGUCCUCCUUCGUGCGCGCCGCAGCGCUGCUCGUCCUCCUCGCCCAGAUCGGCUCCUUCGUCCCCGCCGACGCCAUGAGCCUGACGCUCGCGGACGCCAUCUACACGCGCAUGGGCGCGCGCGACAACCUCUUCGCGGGCGAGAGCACCUUCAUGGUCGAGGUCAGCGAGACGGCCUCCAUCCUGCGCUCCGCCACGCCGCGCAGCCUGGUCGUCCUCGACGAGCUCGGCCGCGGCACCAGCACGCACGACGGCGCCGCCAUCGCGCAGGCCGUGCUGGACCACGUCGUGCGCGAGACCAAGUGCCUGACGCUGUUCAUCACGCACUACCAGAGCCUGGCCAAGGUCGCCGAGGGGCUCGGCGAUGGCCUCGUGAAGAACGUGCACAUGCGGUUCACGGCUACAAAGCUGGCAGACGGCACCUCGGGACGGGACACCAGGUCUCCUACCGGGGAUCAUGACGAUACAGCUGUCGAUGCGGAUGAGGAGAUUACAUUCCUGUACGAAGUCGGCGAGGGCGUUGCUCACAGAUCUUACGGCUUGAAUGUCGCCAGACUGGCCCAGAUACCACGGAAGGUGCUAGAUGUUGCCGCGAAGAAGUCCAGUGAACUGGAGGAGGAGGUAAAGAUGCGGAGACUUCGUGGCGCGGCAGCAUUAAUGAGCGAUGUCCUUGAGCAUGGUACGGCUCAGCUUGACCAUUUGAUUUCAAGCAUCGAGCAAUUGUAA